Cavenderia fasciculata is the source of this 1380-nucleotide messenger RNA. RefSeq lists its product as uncharacterized. The record is from RefSeq and is a predicted model, not a curated record. The coding region runs from base 1 to 1380 and encodes 459 amino acids. The transcript has 3 exons. NCBI's taxonomy places the organism in Eukaryota, Evosea, Eumycetozoa, Acytosteliales, Cavenderiaceae.
AUGGCAUUAUUUUUCAAAAGAUUAUUGUAUCGAAUUAACCCUCACAAUGAAACAAUAGAAUAUGUACAAUCGAAUCAAUUGGGCGUACCCGAUAUUAUAGCGAAACAUAUCCUAUCAUUCCUACCACCAACCAAAGACACCAUCAAAAAAGUAUCACGUGUCUGUCGGUACUGGUUCAUCAACAUUGUACCCUAUUCACUCUUUUCCUCUAGUGAAUACAUAGAAUUUACUUCAUCAAAUAUCUUUAUUCUAUUUUAUCAUCAUGUAUUACAAAGUUUAAUUCAAAAAGAUAGUAGAUCUUCUUCAUCUUCUUCAUCCUCCUCUUCAUCCUCUUCAGAUAAUAGACCAAUAAUGAGUUUAAAAUGUACAAGUAUAACAAGUGAUACAAGACAACAAAUGAUGAAAUCGUUAUCAAAGAUGGGAGUGGAAGUGACACCAAGACUAGAUGUUCGUAUCCCACUUUCACACGGGUUGGCCAUCAUCGAUUCAUAUCAUGACUAUAACGCCAAAGCACGACAAUUAAAGAGGUUAUACCAACCCUACGCAGACUCUAACAACUAUGAACUAAUGGAUCUGGUCGAGUUGGAUGAUGAGGUCAGCAAAGAAGAGGAAGAAGUGUCUGGACCAAUCCCAUCGUGUAUAAAUAAUAGUUUAGAGUUUCUUUCAUUGAUAUGCUCGUAUGAAGUAUAUGCAUUGUUGUCGAGACAAAUGUCAAAUGUGAAAAGACUGGAAUUGGCUGUAAACGAUAGAUUCUUUUUUAGAACUACUCGAUCAGUCUCGUGGACAAACAACAACCCGAUUGCAUUCGACCCGUCUCUACAUGACCAUUAUUACGAUGACAUAAACGACGAGGUCAUCUACAUGGUCAAGAAUCAAGAUACAAAAUCGUUUGAACAGGUCAAUGGGUUUGGGUCUCCUUUACGAUGGGACAUUUUCAACAAAUUAAACGAGUUGGUUGUGUUUGGUGGAUUAGAGGUUCGAAGUAACCUAGUGACUAACCGUUACAUCACACAAGAUGUGGUAUCCAGACUACAAGUACUCGAGAUUUAUAAUUUCACAUUUACCAAUGACGAGUUGAUCAUGCUUUUCGAUUGGUUUAGAGGUCAGAAAAUAGUAAUCAGUGUCACCUAUCUUGCUGCCAUCGAUACUAUUCUUUCUCUACUAUCCAAUCACCCAACCAUCGAAUCUGCACAAUUAAUAGGUUCAUCAAUUGCAUUGGUUCAUAAUUUCAAUAGUCUUAUCGACUUGCUGUACCCAUUCCUACAUCAAGACAAUUGCAGUGGUCUAAAAUUCCUUUCGCUAGUAACUACACCAAAUUUACAUGGAAAAUUUGCAAAAUCAUUUUAUGAUCAACUAUACAACAAUCAAAAUAGAGAAUAA